CUGCACCGGUCGCACCCGCACAAGGCUCACGAGCAUCGACCAGAGCGACGGACAAGGGAGUGGUGGUAAGAAUAUGGUGCGCGGUCGCCACUCCGAUGACGCCCGCCCCGACAAUCACCACAUCAUACUCCACAACAGAUGCACUCGUCGCGAAUCUCCUCGCCCUUCUCUCUGACCAGCACUUGCGCAGCUUCACCUCUCGAUCCGACCCAAAAAACGCCCUCCGCCAUUGGCCUUGGGCUGAAACCCCAACCCCAGCCCCUGGCCGCAGACAUGCGCUGCCCACCCCAGACGUCAACAAACACUCCAUGGCAGCACUGCUCCGCGCUCCGAUCCGACGCUUUUUGAUGGCCGAGACUCACAAUUAAGAAAACUUGCACAUGCCAACGAAAAAUAUCGAUCGACGAGUCCCGUACUGAGAAAGGCUCAUAUCGCUGUCAUGGUCCGGGACCUUGCGCACUUUUUUAAUGAAACUAUUUUAAUCUCUUACCAAAACAGGAUUACUUGCAGAUUAGGCAGGGCUGGGGAGGGGAAGGGCGGAGGUGCGGAAGCCGGAGAAAGUCUCAAGUACAAACAAAGUUUGCGGAUCGACUUCCGGUGAGUUUUUGCUCGGAGAGAGGGCGAGGCGCUGACUUGGCAUGAGCGAGGCAUGUAUUGGGCGGUGCUGCCUGCUGCUGUCGAGAGGCUGCAGCGUCCGAGGUUUGGGCUCAUCGAUCGACAGGGCCAUCGUCUGCGCUCGGGGCGAGCGAUUGCGGGAGCGCAGUGGUGACUGAAAUUGCAUGAAUAUGCUAUUUGCUCUCUGUGGCUUCAAUGUCAUCGGAAUUGACCGACGACCAGCAAUAAUUGCUGGCGCUCGUAGUCUCGUAAACAGUGACUGAGGACGACGCAGGAGGGCAGAUGAUUGUGGCCCGAAUGAGCGAUUUAGUGGUGAUUUGAGCGUUUGCUGAAGCCAGUGGCUAUUGUGAUUCCUGAAUACGUGAUAAGCUUCAAAAGUAGCUUCUCCGGCUGCAGGAAUUCACCAAUUAGACAGCGAUCUCUGGAAAAAUCUCGCUGUGUUGUCCUAGAGCGCCUCUCGACUCGGAUUGAGUGAUCAGUUCUACGUGCAGGAGUGACCUGCGGACAUCUUGCGAUCGCCAAGCUUUAGUCAUGGCUCUCUGUGCUCAAACUCGGCCGAUUCGGCUCAACAUUGAGCAGAGAUCGUUAUCUCACCAUGGAGUUUGUGGAAUCAUGGGUAGAACUCAGAUACGACAGAUGCCACGAGAGGCAAGAUUAUCGACACUGGGCUUUGCGCCUUCAAGGAUACUAUGCAAUGAACUCGGUCUGAAUAACAACCUUUUGGAGAAGAACAGGAAAUUAAAUGGGGUGACAAAGUGCAGCAGUGAAAAUGUUGGAGAACCAAAUUUCGCAGCCGACUCGUCUUCUGAGAAAAAAGCGACGACAUUGGUGGAGGCUCUGAAGAACGGGCUGCUAAAUGCAAAUGCUUACUUUCCAUAUGCCAUUGUUGCAAGCACAGCAUUGGCUUUUGCUUAUCCACCUUCUUUUACGUGGUUUACCACAAAGUACUAUGCUCCAGCGUUGGGAUUCUUGAUGUUUGCUGUUGGGGUCAAUCUGAGCAUAGACAGCUUCCGCAAGGCCCUCGACCGGCCAGGAGUCAUAGCUCUGGGAUAUGCCGGCCAGUUUGUUUGCAAGCCUCUUCUGGGUUUACUAGUUGCUUUCCUCUCCGUUCAAGUCCUCCACCUUCCGAAAGCUGUUGGGUCUGGGUUGGUGCUGGUAGCAUGUGUAAGCGGUGCUCAGUUGGCGAACUAUGCAACGUUUCUCGUCGAGCCCAGCAUGGCUCCACUUAGCAUUGUGAUGACGGCUCUCUCUACCAUAUCCGCCGUGGUAGUCACUCCUGCACUUUCCCUUCUGCUUCUGGGAAAGAGGUUGCCUGUGGAUGUCCCAGCCAUGAUGGCCAGCAUCACGCAAAUUGUGUUGGUGCCUAUCGCAGGUGGCCUUAUCAUCAACAAAUUUCUGCCAGCCGUAUCGAGAGCAAUUCGACCAACUCUACCCCUCUCGUCAGUGCUGGUGACAUGCGCAUGCAUAGGAGCUCCCAUGUCUCAUAAUAUUGUUGUACUCCGCUCACAAUUUGGUCUUAUGGUCCUUCUACCAGUGUUUGCCUUUCAUUUCCUGGCGUUCAUAGCAGGGUAUAAGGCUACGGAGGUGGUCUUUCCUUCAGAACCAGAUCUAGAUGGACUGGCCAAAACAAUAUGUUUUACAACAGGAAUGCAAAGUGGUUUAUUAGGACUUGCGUUGGCAAACAGAUUUUUCGAAGAUCCUAUUGUGGGCAUCCCUUCAGCAAUCUCGACGGUGUUGAUGUCUCUCAUGGGGUUUGGCCUCACGAUCGUGUGGCGUCGACCAAAAUCGGCAGUCUGAUGUAGCGCCUUUCGCUUGUCACUCCGAUUUUUUAACUGUGAAGCGGAGCUAGACAAGGAGCGCAUUGAAAUUAGUUAGCGGUCAAUCUCUUAAGGAAGCUGCUACUAACCGUGUAUGCAUGUACA
This is a messenger RNA of Marchantia polymorpha subsp. ruderalis, 2537 nucleotides long. NCBI's taxonomy places the organism in Eukaryota, Viridiplantae, Streptophyta, Marchantiopsida, Marchantiales, Marchantiaceae. The record is from the annotation of a GenBank genome assembly.